Molecule: messenger RNA, 1078 nt
Organism: Bipolaris sorokiniana ND90Pr
Lineage: Eukaryota; Fungi; Ascomycota; Dothideomycetes; Pleosporales; Pleosporaceae
Exons: 1
Coding region: 190-906 (238 amino acids)
Source: RefSeq, a predicted model, not a curated record
GGCCAAGGCUCACGAAGAAAUGUCCAUCUCAUCCUUUCCCCCGGUACUCCAAAAUGGAAAGUCCUACGUCACCUUCCGCCUUGUCCAUCCCAUUCGGGUAAUCGUACCCGUCUCAACACCACUCACCCACACCACCACCUAUCCUCAUCUCCAAACCACCUUACAAUAACACAUCCCCUUCCAUCCAUCAUGCCAAUAACUGUAAGAUCCUACACCCUCCCCCCAACCGCUCAAAUCCCAAACUCCCCCAUCCCCCUCCUACACUACCCAGGCCUCUUGAAAGAAACCGUCACAUCUCCCACCUUCACCCCCACCCAGCUCCUAGACCUCUACGCCAAAAACGGGUGGCAAACCCAAUGGAUCGCAAAGUAUGGGCCUGACAUUCAAUCUCACUACCACUCUACCACCCACGAAGCCAUGACCGUCAUUUCCGGCGUGGGCGCCACCAUCCGUUUUGGCGUUGCCGAUGCGCCCGGAUGGCAGGCUGGCGCGUAUGCGCCUGGGGAAAGGGGUGAGCAAGGGGAAGGAGGUGGAAUAGAGAUUGAAGCACGGAUUGGCGAUGUUUUUAUUAUUCCCGCGGGCGUGGCGCAUAAGACGUUUGCUCCGCAACCGGAAUCCCGCGAGUUGGCAUUUCACCAGCCGGAAGAUAUCGCUGGGGGCAGGGCUGCGGAGGUAAAUGAAAAGACUGAAGAAGAACGAAGGAGGUUUUUCGAGAGGGUCCCGACUCAAGGCGAGUUUAUGAUGAUGGGGGCGUAUCCGUAUGGAGGGGUGUGGGAUUUCAAGGUUGGAGGGGAGAGGGGGAGAGAGCAUGUGUGGACUGUGCCUUUACCGGAACUGGAUCCGGUGUUGGGGGAUAGCAAGGAGGGGCUUGUGGGGUUGUGGAGUUAUUCUGGGCUAGAGAGGUAGAGGGAGGAGGGGGAAUAUGGACAUGUUUUUGGGGCCGGGAAAGUAUUCUUUUUGAUGGAUUGAGACAUCUGGAUGGAGAGGUGGCGCAGUGGGUUUUUCUUCAGGAUACCAAGAUUCUUUUACCACGAUGCCAAAGUAUCCGCAAGGCCAAGAGUUUAACUCUCUCUCCCCC